Molecule: messenger RNA, 4745 nt
Organism: Nerophis ophidion (straightnose pipefish)
Lineage: Eukaryota; Metazoa; Chordata; Actinopteri; Syngnathiformes; Syngnathidae
Gene: calcr
Product: calcitonin receptor
Exons: 22
Coding region: 353-2722 (789 amino acids)
Biological process (GO): cell surface receptor signaling pathway; adenylate cyclase-activating G protein-coupled receptor signaling pathway; positive regulation of cytosolic calcium ion concentration
Cellular component (GO): axon; plasma membrane
Molecular function (GO): calcitonin receptor activity; amylin receptor activity
Source: RefSeq, a predicted model, not a curated record
AGGAGGAGCUCCCGAGCAAAGCGGAGGUUUAUCACGGCAGUCACAGCUGCGAGCGGCCACACAUUGACGCCCCUGCUCAUUUUUACCUGCGCGCACUGCCAGGCGCGCCGACACCUGCAAGCAACUGCACUUUGCUUAUCUAGAUUUUUUUUUUUUUUUUUUUUUUCAACUCCGGAUGGAAAAGUUUUAAUUGCUUUUGGCCACACACAAAAAAAGCAAAGCAAAGCAGAGUGUCUUUUUAUUUUAUUUUUUUAAUUUUUUAUUUAAGCCGGGAGGAGACGCUUUAUUUCUUAUCAUCUUUUUCUGACUGCAGCUCUAAAUCAGCGGGACUGAGACGCCGAGCAGGGAAGACAUGAAGCUGGCGCUGGGCUCCCUCUGGACCCUUUGCUCACUAACGCUGUGCAGCAGGCAGUCUGCUGGCACUGAGCCACUUGCCGCACCAUCACUCACGCCAGGACAGCGCCGGGAAGAGGCGGCGAAAGAGAGUCAAUAUAAAUGUCUCGGUCCGUCCAACAAAGCGCAUCCACAAAACAGAAGCGGUACCUUUUGUGGACGGAUGUGGGACGGCGAGUUGUGCUGGGACCAGGCCUCGGCGGGUACUUCGGCGACACACACAUGUCCCCAGCACACUGGAAAGGUGACUAAAUACUGCGACCGAUCGGGCGAGUGGGUCCAGAUUGGAUCCAGCUGUCAGGAAGCCUCCGAGGACGGAAUAAAGGAAGUUUCCAGCUUUUUCACGGAUGUCCAGGAUAAGCCGAGCCCAGGAAGUGGAAUGAAGACUAAGAUGCUUCAAGAGAAAUGUCUCGUUAAAAUGAAACAGGACCUACCUUAUAAUAAAACAGGACUGUUCUGCGGUCCUAUUUGGGACGGUCGGCUUUGUUGGGACGUUACCCCAGCACAGACCUACGCCACCCAGAACUGCCCAGAUCAUCUAGUUGGACUCGGACCUUCAGGAACGGCGAGCAAGUACUGCGGCGAAAACGGGGAGUGGUUUCGACACCCGGAGAGCAACGUCUUUUGGACCAACUACACACUCUGCACCAGGAACUAUGACAACACUUCGAGGAAACAGAAGCUGCUAGAGAGUGAAUACAAAUGCACCUUGAAAAGAAGCCAAGACCCUCCCUUUAAUGGAACAGGCCGGUUCUGCAGACGGGACUGGGACGGCUGGCUGUGCUGGGACCAGACUGCGGCCGGAACCUACGCCUCACAAAACUGCCCGGAUUUUUUUUCAUACGCCGACUCUACAGAAAAGGCCACGCGGUACUGCGGCGAGGACGGCCGGUGGUACCGCCACCCGGACAGCAACAGUACCUGGACCAACUUCACGCUCUGUGCCGUCAACAUUCAGGAAAGGCUGCAGGGUGCGAGUGCCCAACUCUCAGGGGAGACGGAGCAAGACUUUGCUGAGGAGGCCACGGCCAGCCCUAUGGUGGAUCCAGAGGAGCAGGAUGUGGUGAGGAGGAAGAUCCUCCACAGUCAAUAUAAAUGUGUGGAGAAAAUGAACCGGGAUUCUGCUUAUAACAAAUCAGGUUUGUAUUGCAGCCGCAACUGGGACGGCUGGUUGUGUUGGGACGACACUCCCGCUGGGACCUACACCUCCCAAAACUGCCCCAAUUAUUUUGUCGACUUUGACCCCACCGAAAAGGCCACAAAGUACUGCGGGGAUGACGGCCAGUGGUUCCGCCACCCUGACACCAACAGGACCUGGUCCAACUACACACUCUGCAACGAAAACACUAAAGCUAAAUUAAAGUCGGCCUACAUCCUGUUCUACAUGGCUAUUGUGGGUCACGCCUUGUCUAUAGCCUCCCUGCUCAUCUCUCUGGCCAUCUUCUUCUACUUCAGGAGUCUGAGCUGCCAGAGAAUCACCCUGCACAAGAACCUCUUCUGCUCUUAUGUGCUCAAUUCUGCCCUCACCAUCGUCUACCUAGUGGCAGUGGUCAACAAUCCCGAGGUCGUGGGCAGAAACCCCGCAGGGUGUAAGGUGUUGCACUUCUUCCACAUGUACAUGCUGGGAUGUAAUUACUUCUGGAUGCUGUGUGAGGGCAUCUACCUGCACACACUCAUCGUGGUGGCCGUCUUUGCAGAGGAGCAGCAUCUGCACUGGUACUACCUCCUGGGCUGGGGUUUUCCUCUGGUGCCGGCCUCCAUCCACGCCGUGGCGAGGAAAACCUUCUUCGAUGACAACUGCUGGAUGAGCGUGGAAACCCACCUGCUGUACGCGGUCCACGGCCCGAUAGUGGCGGCGCUGCUCGUGAACCUCUUCUUCCUGCUCAACAUCAUCAGAGUGCUGGUCACCAAGCUGAGGGACACGCACCGCGCGGAGUCCAACAUGUACAUGAAGGCCGUGAGGGCCACCCUCAUCCUGGUGCCCCUGCUGGGGAUACAGUUUGUUAUUUUCCCCUGGAGGCCGGAGAACAGGCUGGCGGGGGAGGUCUACGAGUACAUCAUGCACAUACUCAUGCACUACCAGGGUUUACUGGUAGCGACCAUAUUCUGCUUCUUCAAUGGAGAGGUGCAGGCCGCCCUAAAGAGACAGUGGAUGCAGUACAAGACUCAGUGGGGUCAGCGGCGGAAGGACCACUGCUCCAUGCGCUCCACCUCCUACACCGCCACCUCCAUCACGGAGGUCCCUCCCUUCAUGUACCACCAGGACAGCAACAGCGAACACUUGAACAGCUCGGAACUGGUGGCGCUGAAAUCGGGCGAGAUCCCCUGAGUUGUGAAGGCGUGACUGCCAUCCCCCAGGGUGUGUGGUGGCGUUCCAGGGGGGACAAACAGAGCUACAGGCGCUCCUAUGACUGUGUGACUGUCCUGAGACUUUUGAAGAGACGGAAAUAACUGUGAGGACAACGUUGUCCGUUCAAAAUGACGUCGAGGCGUUUUUUUUUAAAUAUAGCCUCGAUCGUCAACAGGAAGUGAACGGAAGCGCUCUAUACCAAAAGGGUACCGGGUGAAGAUGUGGUACCCUGGCACCAAGUUGUACAAACCCUGUUUACAUACGAGUUGGGAAUACAAUGAUUUACAAAUCCUUUUCAACCCAUAUUCAGUUGAAUAUGCUACAAAGACAACAUAUUUGAUGUUCAAACUCAUAAACUUUAUUUUUUUUUGCAAAUAAUAAUUAACUUAGAAUUUCAUGGCUGCAACACGUGCCAAAGUAGUUGGGAAAGGGCAUGUUCACCACUGUGUUACAUCACCUUUUCUUUUAACAACACUCAAUAAACGUUUGGGAACUGAGGAAACUAAUUGUUGAAGCUUUGGAAUUCUUUCCCAUUCUUGUUUUAUGUAGAGCUUCAGUCGUUCAACAGUCCGGGGUCUCCGCUGUCGUAUUUUACGCUUCAUAAUGCGCCACACAUUUUCAAUGGGAGACAGGUCUGGACUGCAGGCGGGCCAGGAAAGUACCCGCACUCUUUUACUACGAAGCCACGCUGUUGUAACACGUGGCUUGGCAUUGUUUUGCUGAAAUAAGCAGGGGCGUCCAUGAUAACGUUGCUUGGAUGACAACAAAUGUUGCUCCAAAACCUGUAUGGACCAUUCAGCAUUAAUGGUGCCUUCACAGAUGUGUAAGUUACCCAUGCCUUGGGCACUAAUACACCCCCAUACCAUCACACAUGCUGGCUUUUCAACUUUGCCCCUAAAAAAAUCUGAAUGGUUAUUUUCGUCUUUGUUCCGGAGGACAACACGUCCACAGUUUCCAAAUGUAAUUUGAAAUGUGACCUCGUCAGACCACAGAACACUUUUCCACUCUGCAUCAGUCCAUCUUAGAUGAGCUCGGGCCCAGCAAAACCGGUAGCGUUUCUGGGUGUUGUUGAUAAAUGGUUUUGCUUUGCAUAGUAGAGUUUAACUUGCACUUACAGAUGUAGCGACCAACUGUAGUUACUGAUAGUGGUUUUAUGAAGUGUUCCUGAGCUCAUGUGGUGAUAUCCUUUACACACUGAUGCCGGUUUUUGGUGCAGCACCGUCUGAGGGAAGUAAAGGUCUGUAAUAUUGUUUACGUGCAGUGAUUUCUCCAGAUCCUCUAAACUCUUUGAUGAUUUUUACAGACCGUAGACGAUAAAAUCCCUAAAUUCCUUGCAAUAGCUCGUUGAGAAAUGUUGUUCUAAAACUGUUCGACAAUUUGCUUACAAAGGGGUGUACCUCGCCCCAUCCUUGUUUGUGAAAGACUGAGCAUUUUUUGGGAAGCUAUUUUUAUACCCAAUCAUGGCACCCAUCUGUUCCCAAUUAGCCUGCACACCUGUGGGAUGUUCCAAAUAAGUGUUUGAUGAGCAUUCCUCAACUUUAUCAGUGUUUAUUGCCACCUUUUCCAACUUCUUUGUCACGUGUUGCUGGCAUCAAAUUCUAAAGUUAAUGAUUAUUUGCACACAAAAAAAAAGUUUAUCAGUUUGAACAUGAAAUAUGUUGUCUUUGUAGCAUAUUCAACUGAAUAUGGGUUCAAAAAGGAUUUGCAAAUCAUUGUAUUCUGUUUAUAUUUACAUCUAACACAAUUUCCCGACUCAUAUGGAAACGGGGUUUGUAAUACUUAACCAGCAUCAGUCGGCUCACGUGCCACAAAAUGUUGCAAAAAGCUCUGGAAGUGUGUACAUAAAAUUUGUGGUAUUUUGUUUCUAUGAAUAUUUUAUGAUUUGUCAUUCCAGAGUGUACAGGUAGCUCCGUGUCUGUGCUGUGACGCUGCACACUUACUCCGCUUUUUACCCACGCUAAACAUCAAAGUGCAAACUCAUGAAUAAAAGAUACGACUUAAA